AUGGCACAGGGGAAACUUUGCUCGGCCAAUCCGGUUCAUGGUCGACGCCCCACCGUGAUAAGGCUCGUGAAUAAUACGAGAGUGGAAGCGGUAGAAGUCUUACAGUACGUUUUGGAGACUUACAAGGCUCCAAACUCAUUCAGUCUACCCCAGAAUCCGGAAAUUAUUAUAAACCAGGAACAAUCUAGGAAUAUGAGACGAAUUAGGACGUGGCACCGCAAAAAUUCAGCCUCAAUCGCGAGUCGUCAAAGCGCAGGGGAUAAAUCACAUUCAUGGUUCUUGGUUUUUGUGGAUGAAAUAUUUUGGCCAAAAGAUUCAGGCAUCAACAAUGAUGGGCGAGGUGAGGAAAGCGUCGAGGUGAAGCAGCAAACCCCGCAAGAGAUGGAUUUAUUUCACGAGCCACUCCCAGUCCUCGUUAAGGACUCCACUCGCUGGGCUAAGGGGCAGGAUCGGCAAGCUAGCGUCUACCACGGAUGA
Molecule: messenger RNA, 477 nt
Organism: Paracoccidioides lutzii Pb01
Exons: 4
Coding region: 1-477 (158 amino acids)
Source: RefSeq, a predicted model, not a curated record